Perkinsus marinus ATCC 50983 is the source of this 179-nucleotide messenger RNA. RefSeq lists its product as hypothetical. NCBI's taxonomy places the organism in Eukaryota, Perkinsozoa, Perkinsida, Perkinsidae. The annotation marks the transcript as partial. The transcript has a single exon. The record is from RefSeq and is a predicted model, not a curated record.
GACGGCCCGGAUGACUACUACACUAUUAAGGACAGUGACCCCAGGUUUGUGGCUGCCAACGCUGGCACGGAUGACUACUACACUAUUAAGGACAGUGACCUCACGUUUGUGGCUGCCAACGCUGAGGAUGAUGCAUGCAGUUUGGAGGUACAUCUACAUGAUACCCAGCAAGGCGGGAU